Neofelis nebulosa (Clouded leopard) is the source of this 5709-nucleotide messenger RNA. RefSeq names its product doublecortin like kinase 2 (gene DCLK2). The record is from RefSeq and is a predicted model, not a curated record. Gene Ontology annotation, molecular function: protein kinase activity; ATP binding. Lineage: Eukaryota; Metazoa; Chordata; Mammalia; Carnivora; Felidae. The coding region runs from base 274 to 2625 and encodes 783 amino acids. Gene Ontology annotation, biological process: intracellular signal transduction; protein phosphorylation. The transcript has 17 exons.
GGUAGGCGGGAGGGAUCGAGCGAGCCGCUCUGGACAAUGAGCUGGGCAGCUCGACGCUGUGGCCACUUUUAGUGGGGGCGCGGGCCGGUCGGCGCCUCGGCUGCUCAGAGGCCCCCACCUGCGAGGAGAGGGCGGGAUGCCAGAGCCAGGUGUCCCGGCGCUGUGAGGCCCCUCACGGUCAGACGUCCCUGUACUUGAUUCUCGCAUUGACGUUAGGCUACCGAGAGGUUGUGGCUGGGACGUUUUUUGUGAGGAGCCCUUGGAGCAGCCGCGAUGGCCAGCACCAGGAGUAUUGAGCUGGAGCACUUUGAGGAACGGGACAAAAGGCCGCGACCAGGGUCGCGGAGAGGGGCGCCCAGCUCCUCGGGAGGCAGCAGCAGUUCGGGCCCCAAGGGGAACGGGCUCAUUCCCAGCCCGGCGCACAGUGCCCACUGCAGCUUCUACCGCACGCGGACCCUGCAGGCUCUGAGCUCGGAGAAGAAGGCCAAGAAGGCACGCUUCUACCGGAAUGGGGACCGCUACUUCAAGGGCCUGGUGUUUGCCAUCUCCAGCGACCGCUUCCGGUCCUUCGAUGCCCUGCUCAUCGAGCUCACCCGCUCCCUGUCGGACAACGUGAACCUGCCCCAGGGCGUCCGCACCAUCUAUACCAUCGAUGGCAGUCGGAAGAUCUCCAGCCUGGACGAGCUGCUGGAAGGUGAGAGUUACGUGUGUGCAUCAAAUGAACCAUUUCGUAAAGUUGAUUACACCAAAAAUAUUAAUCCGAACUGGUCUGUGAACAUCAAGGGUGGGACAUCCCGAGCCUUGGCUGCUCCCCCCUCGGUGAAAAGUGAAGUGAAGGAAAGUAAAGAUUUCAUCAAACCGAAAUUGGUGACCGUGAUUCGAAGUGGAGUGAAGCCUAGAAAAGCCGUGAGGAUCCUUCUAAAUAAGAAGACUGCUCAUUCAUUUGAACAGGUCUUGACAGAUAUCACCGAAGCCAUUAAACUAGAUUCAGGAGUGGUCAAGAGGCUCUGCACGCUGGACGGAAAGCAGGUUACUUGUCUGCAAGACUUUUUUGGUGAUGAUGAUGUUUUUAUUGCUUGUGGACCUGAAAAAUUCCGUUAUGCCCAAGAUGACUUUGUCCUGGAUCACAGUGAAUGCCGUGUCUUGAAGUCAUCUUAUUCUCGCUCCUCAGCUGUUAAGUAUUCUGGAUCUAAAAGCCCUGGGCCCUCCCGACGCAGCAAAUCACCAGCUUCAGUUAAGAGGGGUGGCCAUCACUCCAGUGCCUACUCUGCAGCCAGAUCCCCAGUUAAUGGAACUCCCAGCAGCCAGCUGUCUACUCCUAAAUCAACGAAAUCCUCCAGCUCUUCCCCAACUAGCCCAGGAAGUUUCAGAGGAUUAAAGCAGAUUUCUGCACAUGGCAGAUCUUCUUCGAAUGUAAAUGGUGGACCUGAACUUGGUCGUUGCAUGAGUCCUGAAGGUGUGAAUGGAAACAGGUGCUCUGAAUCAUCAACUCUUCUUGAGAAAUACAAAAUUGGGAAGGUUAUUGGUGAUGGGAAUUUUGCAGUAGUCAAGGAGUGCAUGGACAGGUCCACUGGAAAGGAAUUUGCCCUGAAGAUUAUAGACAAAGCCAAAUGUUGUGGAAAGGAGCACCUGAUUGAGAAUGAAGUGUCAAUCCUGCGCAGGGUGAAACAUCCAAAUAUCAUCAUGCUGGUUGAAGAGAUGGAAACAGCUACUGAGCUCUUUCUGGUGAUGGAAUUGGUCAAAGGUGGGGAUCUCUUUGAUGCAAUUACCUCUUCAACCAAGUACACUGAGAGAGAUGGCAGCGCGAUGGUGUACAACCUGGCCAACGCCCUCAGGUAUCUUCAUGGCCUCAGCAUUGUGCACAGAGACAUCAAGCCAGAGAACCUCUUGGUGUGUGAAUAUCCUGAUGGAACCAAGUCCUUGAAGCUGGGAGACUUUGGUCUGGCUACUGUGGUGGAAGGCCCUUUAUACACAGUCUGUGGCACACCAACUUACGUGGCUCCAGAAAUAAUUGCUGAAACUGGCUAUGGCCUGAAGGUGGAUAUUUGGGCGGCAGGCGUGAUCACAUACAUACUUCUCUGUGGAUUCCCUCCAUUCCGAAGUGAGAACAAUCUCCAGGAAGAUCUCUUUGACCAGAUCUUGGCUGGGAAGCUGGAGUUUCCAGCCCCCUACUGGGAUAACAUCACAGACUCAGCAAAGGAAUUAAUCAGUCAAAUGCUUCAGGUAAACGUUGAAGCUCGGUGUACCGCGGGAGAAAUCCUGAGCCACCCCUGGGUGUCAGAUGAUGCCUCCCAGGAGAAUAAUAUGCAAGCUGAAGUAACAGGUAAACUCAAACAGCACUUUAAUAAUGCGCUCCCCAAACAGAACAGCACCACCACCGGGGUCUCGGUUAUCAUGAACACGGCUCUAGAUAAGGAGGGGCAGAUUUUCUGCAGCAAGCACUGUCAGGGCAGCAGCCGACCCGGGAUGGAGCCGACCUCUCCAGUCCCUCCCUCAGCUGAGGAGCCCCCCGUGUCCGCACCGGCAGACCUGGCCCCCGCCCCUCCAGAGUCUCCCACACCCCCUUGUCCUCCUGCUGCCGAAAGCUGCGAGCGGGCAGGGACCUGGCGCCGCCACCGCGACUGACCCCGGGCAGACAGGCGGACAGGCUGGAGCCCGCCGCGGCUGGAAAGCCCCUCUUGUUGGGCCGCGGCCCUCUCGUUGAAGAGCCUUUCUCUGCUGACUGCUGUUGGGAAGUUUGCUGGCACCUCUGAGGGCUGCCAGGAUCCAGGAGCUCGAUGCCAGGGAUUUGCUUCUUUUCAUAAUCUGGGCUCUGCCCGCCGGUUCCUGGAGGUGUCCUAUGCAGUGUUAGCUGCCGUGACAGAUAUUCGGAGCGGCUCGUUUUAAAUUGUUUUCAGUUCAGUGGACAUUUUUGCAGUGUCACCAGGAGAAUGUGCAACUUUUAUCUGGGAUUUAAUGCAUUUUUAUAGAAACACUUUGGAUGAAUCAAGCUCUCUCCCUAUUUAAGUAAACUCGGAGCGUUCCUUUUUUUUCUUACAAACAAUUUAGAACUGCACUUGUCCCUUUGUGGGUGUCCUGUGAGAGGUGGCAUAGCACCUUCCUCUGCCGAGGGGGUUCGGAGGACUGGCAUUCUGAUGGAAGAAGUGAGCACCCGAGAGGACAGUCUGGUCAUCGGACACUAAUUCAGACUUUGAAAAGUGGUUCCAGGUGCCCGAGGAAGCAGUCCACCGUUAGCCUGGGGCGCUGGGCUCACCUAAGACAACACUGGAUAUUUAUUUGUAUACAGACCACAGGGGAAUGUCACUUUCUUCCCUAGACAGUGUGCUCUCCCCCAACUCUUCCCACAUAUGUAUUAGGAGACAUUAAUGGAAUCGUCCUUUGGGCUUUUUCAUGAAAGGCGUGGCGCAUGCGGCACCCCCCCAGGCCAAGUGGUUUCUUCUCAGCAAGCCGGCUUCUAGCAGAGCAUGGUAAACUAGGCAUCUGACUAGCCACCGCAGUCUCUUUCAUCAUCUGCUUGUCAUCUGGAGCUGGCCGGAAACAACUGAGGAAACAUAGCCCGAGGCACAGUCAGGACCGGGGCAGGAAGGUGCUCCACAAACAUCCUCUGUUAUUAACCUUCUGGAAGGCUGCUGGCAGUUUUUCCUUUUUUCCCCCACUACCCUGCCCUUUUUAAUAAUUGUACAUAAUCAAUGUAUUUGUUUUACCUGCUCAUCUUCUAAACUGGGGGGCCCUGUAGUUCAUUCUCAUUGUUAGACUUUUGCCUUUAUAAGUGUACCCAACCUGCAAUAAACCCUUCUUGAGGAAAAAAGUGAUGGGGGUGGGCAAAGGAUUGUGUGGUGUUGUUUUGCAAAGGAUGUGUGAUCAGAGCACACUUCCUUGGCCUAGGUUCAUGUCCUUUUAUGAAGUUUUAGGUGAGGAGUAGUGGGGAGGGAGAAUGAUGCUUGGGAAGAACACAUGAAAAUGCAUCUUGGUCAAAGUGUAUUUGCUAACAGGUGCACACACCUGCAACAAAAGCUCAGGAACAAAUAGGGAUUGUUAAUGUAUGGCAGAGGAAUCUUAUGGAGCCAAUGGCAGGAAGGUCAGGCUUCACAGGAAAUAGGAAGCAGGGCAACUGUUCCCCAGUCUCCUUCUGUCUGUCACUGUCUCUGACUCCGAGACUGUGCAGUCUCCUGUCUCUGCUGCUCUGGGUGCAUUUUGGCUCUUGGUUCUGUUCUCUUGUAACUCCUGCUUGCCUGUAGCUCUGAUGUAGCCUGGUGCUGCUCUGUCCCCAACUUCUCAAGGCUGUCCCAACUCCAGGCCUUGAGACCAUCUGCUUCCACUCUGGAUCUCUGAAUUCACAUUGCUGAAGGAAUGAGACUAUCUGACUGGCCCUUCUCCCUGGGCUGGUGCUGACCCAUGAUUUGAUCCAGCGGCUGGCUACAAAAUGCAGAUUUUGCCUCCUGGGCCUACAAAGGCAGCAGGUAUAGGCUUCAGGAGGAGGGCAGUUUCAAAAAAGCUGUAAUGUAUAGGUCUAGAACAUUUUGCUUGUCUCUGGCCUCACUAAUGAGUUAAAGAGCAAGCUUUUUCAUGGCUCCCAGUGGAGAUAUUUUUGUUAAUGAAAGAGAAGAGCUAAUGUAAAGGAAAGAGAACAUGGAAAUAGUGAUGGAGCAUGGCCUCUGGCAGUGAUCAGAGCCCGAAACCGGGGUCCCUCUCUGGAACGAGGUUAAAAGGCAUUUGCUGACAACUUCAAGUAUUUGCCAGGGAAGUGCUGGUCACUGGUGAUAAGACGAAGGAGUGUCUUCUGGACAGCACGUGCUCCCAUCCUCUGUGUCACCCUCAGAUGGCCUGGGACAUGGUGGGGGAGGAUGGCCUGGAGACACGAAGUAGCAUGAGCAGGUGGGGCAGCACAGCCUAGCAGCUCUCCUGUAAUUACAUGAAUCCCACAAACACCUGGAGAAACGAUGUGUGGCGGUGAAGGAGCAAACCAAGCCGUUGACCGUAACAACGCAAGUCACAGAAUUGGUGGGAGACAGAGUCACUGUGCAGUUUUAGGUUCUUCCAUCUCCAAAGCUGUGCUCUUUGGAGGAACCCUGUCCCACGGGGACAAAUCAAGGCCCGGGUGUGAAUGGUCAUCUAAGUAGUGAUCCUAAAUAAAGGCCCUGACACCACAAGCAAACUGUUCAUUUGCCCAUGUGUUUAGAAAACAUUUGUUGGGCUCUUCUUCUGUUCUCAGAGUCCAAAUUAAAUAUAGGGAUGUAAUUGCUAGGUUUCUCUGUUCCUGCACAGUGAGAAUGGCAUGUACUUGUUUGAUGUUCAUUCCCUUACUCCAGCAGGGGAUCUGUGUCUAAAGGAUUUGACCUGUGAAGGGGUAGAAAAAGGGAAGUGGUGACCUGCUGAAGCCACCAUGGGGUGCCUGCUGGGCUCAGCAACUGCCCAGGGGUCAGGGAGUGCGUGUCUCUCUCUUCAAAAAGGUUGCUGUGUUAUGGAAGUAUAUGGAAUACAUGGAUUAAAAACAUUCGGUAAAACUUCCAGAAUAUUUUCAUGGAUACAACUGUGAAAUGUGAAUUUGAAAAUAGGAUCGUUGAGAGCAGACCGUAUGGGACGAGAAAGGGAGCUAAUGAUGUUGGUGGGGAAAGACCUCUGGAGCAGCGCUGCCCCCUGGAAACACAGUGUAAGCUGCCUCAUUUAACAUUUUCUGGUGCCACAUUAAAAAGGAAUGGGUGAAAUUAA